AUAAAAAUAAAUAAAAUCAAUUAAAUGUCGUUAUUUAAGUAUAAUUUGUGUUAAAUGAAAGUGAAUUAGAUUAAAAAUGAGUAAUCAAAAUACAAAUAACGAUGGUGAAAAGCGUGAAACACCAGGAAAGUCAUUUCCUAUUAAUUUGGCUGCUGCAAAAGUUGCUGUUAAAUCACCUGAUGGAUCGAAAAGUUCACUUAUACUUGGCACACAAUCAAUUCGAGCCUUGAAUCAACCUCAUAUGCGUGUACUAACACAUGCAGUGAAUCCUUCAUCGAGUUCAAUCCCUACAACGUCACCUGGACCAACGAUUAUUUCUACUAUUGUAUCACAAACUAUGCUUAAGCAAGGAUGCCAUGUUCCCUGUGGACCAGCAGCUGUUGCAAACAUAGCUGUGCCAAGAGGUGCUACACCAAUUCGUGGAAUUACUGUAAAUCAACAAGGAACUGUUCGGCAACUGGCACCGCCCAGGACACCUAGUCCUGGGAAUGUUAUACAAGCGGGUACAUCAUGGCCAACUGGGACUACUUUGCAAGUACAAUCUGCUGGGCAAGUUGGUGUUGCUAGUGGUGCUAAAACUGUGGGUCAAAAUCCAUUAUUAGUUACACAAUCUCGUGGUAUUACAACUACCUUACCGAUAAUGCAAGGGCGAGCUAAUAUUGCUCGCAAUCAGCAAUUGUCUGGUGCCACAUCAAGACCUACAACGGCUGUAUUACAUUCGGCUGUUGGAACCCCAGUUGGAACUGCUCAGAUUCAAACAUAUAAGCCAGUUCAAUCGCUUGGAACAUCUUUAACUGUGUCACAAGUAGGUGCAUCGAAGCCAGUCGGAGGUCAAACACUUGUUUACACAACUGUAACAAGUGCACAACAUCUUCCACAAACACAACGAUUAAAUGUUACCACCACACCUCGUCAAUUGACUACAAAUCGCACUGUCUCAAUACCCACAACAAAUGCUACUACAGCGCGAUUAGCACAAAGUGGUGCAACAGUAUUAGCACCAGGUACAAGACUGGCUGUUGUUGUAUCAAACACAUCUCAACCGCAACAAUUAACAUUCUCCGGUACAGGAAAUAGCGGUGGUACAGGUACAGCCAAAGUGAUUGCACAUCCAAAUCAUGGAACUUCAAUACAAAUUGCUCAAGUGCAAAGUUCACAACCACAAACACCGGGAAGUGUAGCCGCAGCGAAACUUACCGCGCAAUUACAGCAACAUCAAGCGAAUGUUGUGGCAGGUACUGUAACACCUACCGCGACUGUUUUACCAGUUACAGUAACUGUCACUCCAACAAGUAGAACAGCUUCAAUCACCGGUCAACCAUUACGUUUUGGACAAAUUUAUCUGGAACGUCACGAAACAGCAGCACUUUUACAGAGUCCUUCUGAUCAGCAAGUGCAACAAAUGCAAAUUCAAACAGUUGGAAAACAGACUUCAUCACCGCGUCCAAGUAUACUUCGUAAACGUGAAAAUACUGACAACUCAACAUUGAAAGCGGCUAAGAAUUUAACACCGGUAUUGGCUACAUUGUCUGCUACAUGUCUUCCACCGGUUUCGCCACCUUCUAGACCUGAUUCACGUGGAACUGGUCAAAGCUCAGCUGGUAGUACUACAAUCAGUGCAACAUCAAGCCCAGGUCCAGACGAAUCGCCAUCACCACCAACCACAGUGAAUCAUCCAUCUUCUUUACAUUCACGGGACGAACGAGAAGAAGAUAGCCGGCCACCAAUUGAAAUGAGUCCUAGAAAGAAACCACGAAAACAACAAUUAACAGGAAAUGAUUUACAAGAACCUAAAUUUGAUAUACAGUUUUUGUCGGAUCGUGUUAAAGAAUGUAUAGAACAACCAAAACGACCUAUUCCACGCACACCAACUGAAGUUACAGUAAAAAAGCCAGUUCCUGCUUCUUUAUUAAACAGUUACCAUCAAACUUGGAAAUCAACUCAUAAUCAUUUUGUGAGAUACACAGAUGUGAAGCCUAAAGAAGAGAGGCAACCAUCUAUAGUCGAUAUCGCAAAUCAAAAACGAAUUCUACAGAAGAUUAAAGGAUGGAAAAUUUAUCAUUUAACUGCACAAAUGGAAGAUUUAUCUGAUUUUGAAAUGCAAGUACAUUCAAAGUUAACAAAUAUGCUAAAAAUUUUAGAAUCGAAAGACACAACUGGUAGAAAUAAGGAUUUAGAUCGAAUUAAUGAUUUAAUUAAGGGUAAUAUGCAACGAAGUAAAAUUAUAAAUGAUGGUAUGCUAGAUGCUAAAGUUCAAGUAAUGAAAAUAUUUGAUCAUAAAGCUCAUGCUGCAGAUAUAAUAAGCAGAUGUGCAAGUAAACGUAAUUACAAGAAACGUGAAAAAUCAUAAAAAUAAGUUUUUUUUUAGUAAUAAGUGCAGGCCAUAUGUGUAAAUAUUAGAUAAUAAAAAGAUUUAUAAUUAUUUGAAACAACAAAAUCAUAUCUCGAAGUAGUGAUUCAUCAUUUUCGAGUAUUCUUAAGUUACUUUUAUUUGUAGACAGGCAGCGUGAUAAA
Molecule: messenger RNA, 2514 nt
Organism: Chrysoperla carnea
Lineage: Eukaryota; Metazoa; Arthropoda; Insecta; Neuroptera; Chrysopidae
Gene: Sap130
Product: histone deacetylase complex subunit SAP130-A
Exons: 8
Coding region: 77-2350 (757 amino acids)
Biological process (GO): negative regulation of transcription by RNA polymerase II
Cellular component (GO): Sin3-type complex
Source: RefSeq, a predicted model, not a curated record